ACUAGAGGGAAGAAGACACAUUGCUAAAUGGAGGUUCCCUCUAUCCCAUCAGCUAAGAGUUAGUAAUUAAGUUUAUAAGAGUCAACCUAACAAAAGCGUCAACAUGACUAUAGUUGUGUUUGCUGCAGUCACUCAUUAGGUUGUUAGUAUUCAGAUUUGAUCAGGAACUAUGUUUUUACACUCUGCCACGAUUUGUACUGACCUGGUGCAGCAGGCAUCUGUGAUCUCUAAUCUCUUUUGAUAUGUUUCUACUGCAGACAGUUAUGCAUGCUGCCCCACUCUUCUCGUUUUGAGAUCACAUCACGUUUAUGAAAAUCCUUUUCCCAUGCAGGUUUUCCUGUCUUUCCGUUGCAAUAACUAUUACAGUACACUAGCCCAAUGUCAUUUUAGAGACCUACAGUGGAAUGAUAAUCUGUUGUUUGGGGCCAUACUGACUUGUUAUCAAACUAAUUCCCCAUGUUAAGGCUGCUGUAGUGGCCAGAGUGUAUUAAUGACGUUUCCCUCCAAACACAGCUGUGUUCAUAUUUCCUUGACCAAAUUGAUAUGUAGGAAUAUUUAUUAAACUGACUCCUCCUAUGCUCUGAAUGUUUUCCUGUUGUAACAAUAUGAACCAGUCUCGAGUCGAGAAAGAAGGGUUUGAUUGCACUUGUAUGUACUUGUAGCCUAGGUGAAGUGAAGGCCAAACUUUAGGACUGUUGGCUGCCUGCGUUCAGGUUUCUGGACAGGGGAGGUAGGUUGGAGCUUCGUCAAGUUACAUAGCUACUGUCAGAACGGAGCUCACACCUUCGAAAUAAAAGCGACCGCAGUUUGUUAGAAAUUAAAGAUUUUGUAGGUAAACAUUAUGACCAAUAAAACAUUUUUAUGAGUAUUUAAUAAAAAACAUAUAUCUUAAUUUUGCUUUUAGUUUUGGCCUGCUAAAGAAAUGUCGAACUUGGACAUUAAGAAGUAUUUUACUUUGAAAGACCAGCCGGAAGUCGUGUUUUUUUUUUCAGUUAGGCUAGCUUUUCAGGUGCCAAAGUAGUUGGCUAAGGCGGAAGGAGGAGUCCGGGGCAGUCUGAGGGGGGACAUCAUGUAGUGUGUUCAACACAGACUGUGAAUACAAAUAUUUAGACCUCCGUUUAUUCAUCUGGAAUCACAUCAUUGUGUUGGUAACAUCCAACCGACAUCAUGUUCAUGCGCGGAUCUAAAAAGCGACGAUCGAACCGCUCGCAGGAGGAAGAGGACCCAGACAGAGGGCAGCCCUGUACGCGCUGUGGGGACAAGUGCCCCGGCUUCCGUGUCCACGGCUGGAGGAAGAUCUGUGUUCACUGCAAGUGCGUUCGAGAGGAGCAUGCCGUGCGCUCGGUGCCGGGCCAGCUGGAAAAGAUGAUGACGAAGCUGGUAUCAGAUUUCCAGAGACACUCCAUCUCCGACGAUGACUCGGGCUGCGCCUCCGAGGAGUACGCAUGGGUCCCACCUGGGCUCAAGCCCGAACAGGUAUACCAGUAUUUCAGCUGCUUGCCAGAGGACAGGGUGCCUUAUGUGAACAGUUUAGGGGAGAGAUACCGAAUCAAACAACUGCUGCACCAGCUUCCAGCCCACGACAGUGAGUCCCAGUACUGUAACACUCUGGACAACGAGGAGAAGAAGGAGUUGCGUUUGUUCAGUCAGCAGAGGAAAAAAGAGAACUUGGGCCGAGGCGUCGUCAGACUCUUCCCAGUAACUAUGACGGGAGCCAUCUGCCAACAGUGCGAGAGGCAGAUCUGCGGUGGAGACAUAGCGGUGUUUGCCAGUCGGGCAGCAAAGAGCAGCUGUUGGCACCCUCAGUGUUUCCAGUGCGCCACCUGCAGCGAGCUGCUGGUCGAUCUCAUCUACUUCUUCCAGGAAGGACAGAUCUACUGUGGCCGGCACCACGCUGAGAGGCUGAAGCCGCGCUGCCAGGCCUGCGAUGAGAUUAUUCUGGCGGAUGAAUGUACGGAGGCAGAGGGAAGAUACUGGCACAUGAAACACUUCUGCUGUUUUGAGUGCGAGGCUGCGCUGGGCGGUCAGCGAUACAUCAUGAGAGAGAGCCGACCGUACUGCUGCUGCUGCUACAAGUCCCUGUACGCAGAGUACUGCGAUACCUGCGGCGAUCACAUAGGUAUCGAUCAGGGUCAGAUGACAUACGAGGGUCAGCACUGGCACGCCGUGGAGUCGUGUUUCUGCUGCGCCCGCUGCCAGCUGCCUCUGCUGGGGCGCCCCUUCCUCCCUCGAGCGGGGCUCAUCUUCUGCUCCAGGCCCUGCUCGCUGGGCGAGGACCCCAAUAACUCCGACUCCUGUGACUCGGCGCUGCAGAGCAAACCGCCUCAGCACCGACGCGGCGAGACAGCAGAGAAACACCAGCAGCCUCAGUGCGGCUCUCCACUGCAGCCACUAGAGGGCACCAAACCCCCUAUAACUCCUGCGAAAGACUGCAUGCACACUGCAGUGGAAAACAGAGGUGUCCACUGCACUGCUCCAGUUCAAAACGGACUUCCUUCACCCGGUGGCCGUCCUCAUCCAAAAAGCUCCUACUCACCUCUUCCCCACAUCCAUCUAGGAAACGGCUUAGGUCCGUCUUGGCCCAGCGACCUUCCACAUUACAGUUUACUGCCGGGGGACUCUGCUAACAAACGUUCUGUCGGAGAUCUUCAGUUCAAGGGAGAGCUAAAUGGAAAUCCUGGACUAACUGGCCUUAAUUCAAGGGGAACCUCGACUAAAGACUGUAGGAACUGGGUGGAAAGGACAAAUCAAGUAAUGCAAGUGUUUCCUCCACAGAAAAACUCACACCUCAUCUCACCUGACUCGCCUCCCCUCCCGCCCAACAACCCGUCCGUCCUCCCGCCUCCUCUGCCCCUCAAGUCUCGUGACUUGAUGCCCCUGGACUCGCCCCCACCAACACUCCCCCAACUGGUGGACCGACCGUCUGAUUCACCGCCCCCGCUGUGCCGCAGUGGCACAGCUCGGGUCAGCUUCAGAGAACCAAUCAGCAGCAGCUACUCUGUCGAUGGGGACGAGGAUGAGAAGGAGCCAGAGCUGCCAGAGGGUGAGGAGGACCAGCAGGAGGAAGAGGAGGCGGAGGGAGGUUUCGGAAGCAGGUUGCAUCUACAGAAGGGCAUCCCACCGCAGAUGGAUCUUCUGGAUGGAUCCUCUUACCACCAGCGGAGUCUGCGGCGAGGGUGGAGCCAUUGCCGCAUCCCCUCUGACCCGGCUCUCCACUCGGGAGCAGAGAGGCGUUCCAGACACUCGCGGCCCGAAAGGCCUCGGCUGGACCUGCUGGACUGGAGAGGCGAGAAAGAGAGAGACAAGCGGGGCUCUGCCGUCGCCUCCUCGCUGAGCCUCCAGCAGGGCCCGUGCAAACAUGAAGACUCUUGCUCUACUUGCUCUUCAUCCUCAGACUCAGAGGAAGAGGGCUUCUUCCUGGGAAAGCCCAUACCUCUGCCCCCACAGCUCCGAAAGCAGCAACCCGAGGAGGGCAAAGACAGAGAGGGAGACGAGGAGAGGGAGGUGCAGAGAGACUGGGGGCUGAGAGGCAGCAUAAGGCGGAGAAGAGCUCACAGCCUCAGCGCAAAGGACAAAGAUAAAAACUGUGCUAUCUCCUAACCCCGAACGUCACAGCAUUGUUAUUUUCUAAAUUAUGGUGCACAAGAAGAACUAAUGGCCCCUCAUUACUCUGGUAUUCAAGUUUCAUGCUGUGAUGUAGAGUUAAAUCCAACACACAUGUGCAGACUUUUCCACAUAGUUCCAGACUUACUACUUAGCAGAAGAAAGCACAAUAAAUCUCAGAAAGGUCACUAACUUUAACGUAACCGUAUUUACAUUUGUUUGUUUGAGAUGUUACAUUGUACAAAAUGUGAGUGUAUGAAUCCUGUGAGAAGCGAUGAAUGUGGAAUGAUUAUUGUUUGGAUUAUAUUGUAACAUCCAAGAGAGGACUCACUCUUUGAACACAAACUGUCGUGAGGCUGAAGUGAAAUGUAACUUCUUUUUAUCAUCGCCAUCAUUUACAUACGUAAACUUACAGUAGCACACGUGACCGACGGCUCAUUCCUUUAUCUUGGUUUGUAAAAUAAAAUAUUAAAAUAUAUCUUAUUUUGUUUAACCCUACUGUAACCACUCUCUGUGCUCUUAUGUGCAAUUUGUAUAUGGCUGUAAUAUAUUACAGUUAUGAAUACUAAAUGGCCAAAUAUUAUGGGAUGGACUAUGACGAACUGUGGUAGUUUUAUGAGUGGUUACAUUUGUUAUGUGUGUCCAAACGAAAUACUGCAAAGUUUGUAUACAUUCAUGUCUUUGAUCAAAAAAAACGCUUGUAUGACUAUAAGGUCGUUUAUUUUUAUAUAUUUGGUGUAGGUCGCUGUUCUUUCUAGUUUUAUCUCGGGUAAAAGGAAGAGAUUAUAAUUCCAGUUUCUGUUUCUCAGAUUAUGUUAAGACAAUUUUAUGUUGAUAUUAAAUUUGUCUAAAGUGUUGGUCUUGCCGUGUACUUUUAUUCCACACUCCACACAUACCGAAACAUUCAACAUGGACCUUUGAACAGCU
Molecule: messenger RNA, 4530 nt
Organism: Anarrhichthys ocellatus (wolf-eel)
Lineage: Eukaryota; Metazoa; Chordata; Actinopteri; Perciformes; Anarhichadidae
Gene: prickle3
Product: prickle homolog 3
Exons: 11
Coding region: 1168-3600 (810 amino acids)
Molecular function (GO): zinc ion binding
Source: RefSeq, a predicted model, not a curated record